AUGUUUUGUAGAGCUCAUAAACAGUUAUCACCUGAAGAAUUACAGUUUUUCUUAACUGGUGCUGUUGGUCUUGAAAACAAAAUUAAGAAACCUGCACCGUGGAUUCCUGAUAAUGCUUGGGAUAAUUUAUGUUAUUUGUCAGAAAUGACAGCUUUUGAUAAUUUUAUAGAAAGUUUCCAAGAUCAUCUCUAUAACUGGCAGGAAGUUUAUGAAACUAAGGAUCCGUGUUCUUAUCCCUUUCCUCAACCUUGGCAAGAAAAAUUGAAGGAAUUUCAGAAAAUGUUAAUUUUACGCUGCUUAAGACCAGAAAAGGUUAUACAAAUGAUAUCAAAAUUUAUCGAUAAUAAUCUGGGGAGAAGAUUUACACAUCCACCACCUUCUGAUUUAGAACAUUAUUAUGAAGAUUCUUCACAAGUUCUGCCACUUGUUUUUAUUUUGUCACCCGGAGCUGAUCCCUUGUCAACAUUAUGGAAAUUUGCUGAAAGCAAAGGAAUUCACAGUAAUAAUUUUGAAACAAUUUCUCUUGGACAAGGACAGGGUCCAAAAGCUGAAGAUAUGAUUGAAAGAUGUCGAAAGAAAAGAUCUUGGGUUCUUAUCCAAAAUUGUCAUUUGGCUGAAUCAUGGAUGAAUACUCUUGAACAAAUCUGUGAAUCAUUUGCAGUUGAAAACACUCAUAAAGAUUUUAGAUUAUGGCUUACAACAUAUCCUUCUAAAAUGUUUCCAGUUUCUAUUUUACAAAGCAGUGUUAAAAUCAUUCAUGAAACCCCCACUGGUUUACGUCAAAAUCUGUUAUGGUCUUAUUUAAGUGAUCCAAUUAAUACAGAAGAAUUCUUCAUGUCAGGGCUAAAAGAAAAAGAGGUAAUAUUUCAUUUAAAGUGUUUCAUUUAUAAAAAAACGUGACUUUUAUUUUAUAUGUGUAGCAUUAGCUUAUUAUAGAAAUCAAAUUUAUCUGAAAUAAGCAAAUAAGAUUUAAACAAGGAUAAUAUUAAAGCUAUCCAUAGUUCUAUUAAUCCUCUUGUCAUUUUGUUGUGAUGAUUCAAUGGGAG
This is a messenger RNA of Centruroides sculpturatus (bark scorpion), 1046 nucleotides long. Its product is annotated as dynein heavy chain 12, axonemal-like. Gene Ontology annotation, molecular function: minus-end-directed microtubule motor activity; dynein light intermediate chain binding; dynein intermediate chain binding. Gene Ontology annotation, biological process: microtubule-based movement. The record is from RefSeq and is a predicted model, not a curated record. Bases 1 to 900 code for a protein of 299 amino acids. Gene Ontology annotation, cellular component: dynein complex. Lineage: Eukaryota; Metazoa; Arthropoda; Arachnida; Scorpiones; Buthidae. The transcript has 5 exons.